Puccinia triticina is the source of this 2454-nucleotide messenger RNA. RefSeq lists its product as uncharacterized. The record is from RefSeq and is a predicted model, not a curated record. Gene Ontology annotation, cellular component: ribonuclease MRP complex; nucleolar ribonuclease P complex. Gene Ontology annotation, biological process: tRNA 5'-leader removal. The transcript is spliced from 13 exons. NCBI's taxonomy places the organism in Eukaryota, Fungi, Basidiomycota, Pucciniomycetes, Pucciniales, Pucciniaceae. The coding region runs from base 1 to 2454 and encodes 817 amino acids.
AUGGAAGGCCAAUCAAAUCGCAAAAGAACCAACUCCGGUUCAGCCAAUGAUCAAAAUAAUCAAGCAAGAAAGAAAGCCAAGAUAAGACAUGCCCGAGUUAUCCAUACGCAAAAUGUCAACCCGCAGCAUUCAAAACUGCCGAAGUUCUUGGACGUCGAAAAAUUCAUCAGCUCUAGAUCCUUCGAAAUUGGAGCUAUGGAACGGUCUAUGAAGCUAGCUCGAGAUGCCUCGGGCAAGAGAUCUUUUCAAACUUUGCCGAGACACCUAAGGAGACGAGCAGCCAGUCAUUUUGUUAGACGAGUACCAACCAAACUGAGGCCAAAAGCCCGUUUCGAGAUGAAGAAUGAUAAACCCAAAAUUUUGUCCAAAUCCGUUAAAAGUAAAUUGAGCUUGAAAGAGCACAAAAAUCGUGACAGAACCAAAACCUUGCUGAAGCGACAAGUGGAGAAGAAGUGGUUGAAGACUCACAUAUGGCACGCAAAACGGACCAAAAUGACUGAUCUUUGGGGUUUCCGAUUGGCCAAGACGCCAACUGAGAAAUGUUUUCGAACCACCUACCGAGCUGCUAGACAUGGAUUUACACUGCACGAUCUAUCUUAUUACACCCAUUUGAACUUGUCGGGCGAAGAAGAAAUAAUCAAGCAAACGUUGAAAACAAUUUGUGAUCCAACCGGGGUCGAUCCUUGCUCACUCAGGUUUACCCCGGGUCAUCGGGCUGCCGAAAUCCACUUGUAUUCGCAUCAAGGCUGGCCAUACUCUCUUAUCGGCCCUGCGACUUUACUAUGGCGCCCAGUGGCUGACUCGACAUUGUCGCCUAAGGGCCCUCUUCUAACCCCUUCACUUGAUGAAGCCAACAAUCAAACAUCUGACCGCAGCCCUUCUUCUGGGUCUUCAACCCAACGUACUGUCUUACUUCAGAUCCAUCCAUCUCUCAAAACUUCAACCACCGAGGCAAUUGCGCUGGCGUCGGGAGGGAAAGUAGCCGUUGAAGAACUUGCUGAACUAGGCUGUCUUGAGCUUGGUGGACCGCGGUGUUUGGAGAUGAUGGGGCGAGUUUUGACUGGAAUUCAAGAAGCCGAAAAACGCGAGGUUGAAAGUUGGCUGGACGCAGGAUUCAAGCCUAGCGUGAUACCGAUGGGGAUGAUAGUCGGACUUACAGUGGAUGAUCCCCGACUCAAGUUCCCGCCCAAGAAGAAGGAAAAAUCUGACAACUUAUGCCCGCUUCAGGCACAAGUUAUUCAACCUGUUAUUCGUUUGGCCAAGUGUGACAGAUUUUGGGACCGAUCGCAGAGUCAGAAAGGAAUCAAGUUCAAAAAAUCGGACCUCGACCAAAGAAGAGCCAACUUGGAUGUUCCAGGCAGUGGAUUGGAUAUGACAGAGGAAGAUGAUCAAAUCUCGAUGUUGCUAGUGCGAAUUGAUGGUGGUUGGAGGAUGAUCCUUCCGAACAAUUGGACGAAAGCAUUCUUUCACUCGUUCAUAUUUUCAUCUGCUCGAUUAGUUUGUCUCGAUCAAAGAGCACAAAUCGACUUCGAGGCCGGCCACCCAAGUUUCCCGAGGGAUUAUCCGACCUUACUUCCCGCUGCUGAACUUGCCGAUCAACACGGCUCAGAAGAGGCGAGAUAUUGGGCCCGUAAACCACCAGCCAAAAGGGUGAACUUUAAAUUGAUGGAAUCUAGAGGUGGCGAGGGCGGCGAUCCUUUCGUCCCAGACUGGGAUGUUGUGAUUGGCCAGAAAGGAAUUCAGAGGAACAAGCGAGGUGAAGUGAUGGAAGAAUUGAUCACAGAUGAGAUUGGUCAGAGUGAUUCACGUCAGCCUUGGCUCUUGAUCGGACCAUUGGUCCGCGUAAUCGUUAACAACGUGCAAAAACUGGCGGAUUCGACCCGGGAGAAGCAAACAUUGGAGACCGUGUGCGGGCUAGCUUUUCAAUUGAUCGACCGGAUUAUCAAGAAGCUCAAGGCAGAUCUACAGUGGGAUCAGACGAAUGACCUCUGCAAGGCCAAACAAUUAGACUCCGGACUUGUAAGAGUCAAAAUGCUUCCCACCGGUAAUGAUGGCAGGGCGGGAGUCUUAAAACCACUUGCAAGGUUAUAUUGGAAUCGGAACACACAUGAAAAUCCACCCAAGAGUCGCAAAAGAAACGACCAAACAGAAUUCAUUGGACUGAUUACUACUGGCAGUUUCCGCUUGUCGAACGGUUCCUCGAUUGGGUUCGGGGCAAUCUCUUUAAGAAAGUUGAUUCCGAUUAUCAUAUGUCAACAAUGGAUGAUUGAGAGUACUAGCGCGACGGUCAUCGAUCAAGGUAAAUGUCGCAAUCGUCAGUCACGAGAACACUCAGAUGGCCAAGGCGUGACUGAGAAUAAACGCAUCCAGAAAAAAACGAGCAGUUUUCAGAUCUCAUAUCGCAAUACAAAUCAAUUCGAACUCGAACCCGCUCGUAUUGAACUUGCCCAUUGA